AUGGGUUGUUCAAAACAAAAUUUCAUAGGUUUAAAGAAGCGAACAGACUCUCAAAAUUUUCAUGUUAUCGUCUCUACAGCUAGUGAAACUGUAAACAGAGAUGACAUCUCCACGGAUGCAACUUCAAGGGACAAUUCUUCUGAAACUUCUGUUGAUGAAGAAGAAGAAAAAGAGGCAACUGGUACAAAGAAUAUUCCCAACACUGACGACGAUGUCUUUGUGGUUCAAUAUAAGCCUGAAAAACGUCUCCUGGGUUCCCCGCUUCGUCUUCUCAUAGAUCCCAUGGAUAUUGUUCAAAGAAAAUUGACUUCUCCAGAUAGGAAAGACAUAUGUUGGGGUGUAAUCAUGUGGGGAGAAUUUACCAUCACUUUAGAGGAUGUGGUUGCUUUAUUGCAUCUUCCAGUCACCAGUAAUUUCCCUGCAUCACUUUCAGCAGAUGAGAAUGCAAUAUCUAAUGCCUUGACAACUGCAAUGCAUGAUAUUAACAAAUUAUCCAGCAAAUCUUGUUAUGCUCACUGGUUGAAAGAUGUAUUUGAAGAUAAUGAAAACUUGUUGAAGCCAUUCGUGAUUCCCUUUGCCAUUAAGAUAGCUCAAGGUGAGAAACUUCCCAUUGGUAGUCUGUUCUUGGCUUCACUAUUCUCCAGUUUAGAUUCCUUGGUCAUGGAUUCUAGUGUUUCCAAUGGUUUUCUGAAAGUUGAAACAUAUGUUAAUACAUUGUUUCUACAAGAUUUAUUAUGGGAGCGCUUCAAGAAUUAUGCACCAAUUCCUCGUAGCAUCUUGUCAGGGCCGAAUGUUGAUAAUCGUUAUGUACUUUCUGAGAAGGAUAAUGCCAGGAUUAUGCGUUGGUCAACUAAGAAGCCUCGACACAAGACACGCCUCACCAGUGUCUUAGACAACGAAUCUGAGUUUAAUUUUUUUCCUUGGGUGUCAAUUCCUCCUUUUGUCUCACAGUUGAUCACUUUCAACAAGGAUGAAGAGAAUGUUGUUUUGAAAUCUGGUGCAGAUUUGAGUGACGGUGAGAGAUCCUUCGUACUGAGUUGUACCCCUGGUUACUUAGUAUCAGUAAUACAUGGGAAAAUUUUGGUGGAGGGGUACAACAUUGAUAGAGCAGCUCGACAAAUGGGUCUUGAUCAAUGUGUCCCAGAUGUUCGGAAAGAAAAACCAUCGGUUGAUCAACUUAAAGCCUCUUUAGAUUGCACACAUUUGAGUGGGCAUGAAUAUCUGCCUCCUUUCUCUGACCGGGUCGCCUAUGCAACUCCAGGCUAUGUAACUUUUUGGAGUCAGCAACUUGAUCUUUUAUAUGACUUUGUAAUGGCUAUUCAAACUCUGGAUGGUCGUGUAGUGAGACCUCAGAUUGAUGUAGACUUCACGGAAAUUGAAGAAAUUCCCAGAGGCGGAGAACCUAGGAGUAGGAGUUACAGGAUGUUACCGAAUAGUGUGCAGUCCCCAGCCGCUUCUUUGGAUAAGAUUACCAUGGAUAAAAAAAAUACUGAUGAAGAAAAUUCUUCCUUGGGAAAUGAGGAGAUGGAGAAUCCUCAAAACCCGGAACCGAAUGGAAGUAAUAAUGCUAUUAAUGGUGACUUCAGCAACAUUAAUCCUUCGAACGGCUUAGAGACCCCUAAAGUAAGUAUUCCUACUGUACUUUCCUCAUAG
Molecule: messenger RNA, 1653 nt
Organism: Papaver somniferum (opium poppy)
Lineage: Eukaryota; Viridiplantae; Streptophyta; Magnoliopsida; Ranunculales; Papaveraceae
Exons: 8
Coding region: 1-1653 (550 amino acids)
Source: RefSeq, a predicted model, not a curated record